UUUUUUUUUUUUUUUUUUUUUUUAUUUUAAGAAAUAAAAAAUCAGUCUUUAAAUUCAGUUGAAUAUCACUUGUCAAAUACACAAACCCCUUUUCAGCCAAACCCUACUACCCUCCCUUUGAAAGUUCCUUGUCCUUCAUUCCUUUCUUUUUCUUAUUAAUUUAUUUAUUUUUACUUAUUUUCUUUCAUAAUCAUUCAUCAUCUUUAUUCAAAAACUAGCUAGUUUACAAAUUAAAACAACAAAAAUAUAUAAAAUUUAGAGAGAGAAAAUGGGGAGAGGAAAAAUAGAAAUAAAGAGGAUAGAAAACGCAACAAAUAGGCAAGUAACUUUCUCAAAGAGAAGAAAUGGAAUCAUAAAAAAAGCUAAGGAAAUUACUGUUCUUUGUGAUGCUAAGGUUUCUGUUGUAAUCUUCGCUAACAAUAAUGGCAAAAUGUAUGAUUACCAUAGCCCUUCUACCACGGUGGAACAUAUACUGGAUAAAUACCAGGAAAUUUCCGGGGUGAAGCUCUGGGAUGCUAAGCAUGAGAAUCUCAAGAAUGAGAUAGAUAGAGUCAAGAAAGAAAAUGAUGACAUGCGGAUCGAACUCAGGCACUUGAAUGGAGAGGACAUUGCAUCUUUACAAUACCCAGAUUUGAUUCGCCUCGAAGAAGCUCUUGAUAUUGGUAUUGCUAGAAUUAAUGACAGGAAGAUGGAAGUUUACACGAUGCACAAAAAUAAUACAUCGAUGCUUGAGGAGGAACAGAAACAGCUCACUUACAUGUUGAACAAGCAAGAAAAUGAAAUGAUAGAUGGUGGCGUUCGCCAUGCUCCACAAGAGAGGGAUUACCAUUACCAGAUUCCUUAUGGUUAUCGAUUGCAACCAAUGCAACCAAACCUACAGGAAAGGAUGUAGAUGAUCUGAUGUUCGGAAAAAUAAUGCUGAUGUCUAGCUUGCAUAAUUGCUAGCUAGCUACUAUGUAUACUUCUCCGGCUAUAUCAUACCCGGAAGAGGAUCCUAGCUAGCUAGCUACGUGCGUGUGUGUGUUGUAAUAAUUGAAGGCUAUCAUCAUUGCCUUGAUACUAUGUUUGUGUGGCCUUGGUGUAUCGUGUAUGUGUGUGCUUGUUAUAUAUCAAUAGCUUGUUUGUUCCAAUUAUCUAAGAAACUAAUAAGCUAAUUAAGCAAAUGGAUUGUGGUUUUGUUAUGACUCAUGACUUAGUCAUGGCUCAUAGAUUGUUAAUAUAUUCAUUAAUAUACUACUGGAAA
Molecule: messenger RNA, 1243 nt
Organism: Chenopodium quinoa (quinoa)
Lineage: Eukaryota; Viridiplantae; Streptophyta; Magnoliopsida; Caryophyllales; Amaranthaceae
Product: floral homeotic protein PMADS 2-like
Exons: 7
Coding region: 269-892 (207 amino acids)
Biological process (GO): positive regulation of transcription by RNA polymerase II
Cellular component (GO): nucleus
Molecular function (GO): RNA polymerase II cis-regulatory region sequence-specific DNA binding; protein dimerization activity; DNA-binding transcription factor activity, RNA polymerase II-specific
Source: RefSeq, a predicted model, not a curated record